AUGAUGAAUUCUCUGUGUGGAAGCAUUGGGUCCAACAAGAGUACUACCGAUCAAAGCAGCAGCAAACAACAGCUUCCUCAACCUACUUCCUCUAACGAAUCUGUUUCAGCAAAAAUCGAGCAAACCGGCCUCAUGCCGCCUAGCCUCGACUUCCCGGCUCCAAAAUUCGAAAUUGAUGGCGAUGUCGAGAUUCAGUCGCCUGACAACUCGGUAUGGGAUUCGUUGUUUGCAGACCAACUCGAUUGCGAUUUCAUGAUCUCGUCCCCUGCUCGGAGCUUACCGUCGCCUCAAAACUUGAAUUUCAGCUAUUAUAACUACAACUAUGGGCAAUCAAUAAUGAUGCAAUGUUCUCCACCAAGGAAUUGCUCUCAAGUUGGAGCUUCAAGUAGUGUUCAAAAAGGAAAAGGACUUAGCCCACUUCACAAAGUCUUUAAUUCUCCAAGCAAUCAAUAUAUGCAAGCAAUAGAGGGAAAUUCUUCUUCUUCAAUCCCAACCAUUGGAGAAUUAUUGGAAAAUUAUCAAGAAGAAGGAUUUGAAACAUAUCAAAACAUGCCCAAGAUUUCAAGUGGUAUUGGAGAAUCAUUGCAAUAUUAUGAUAUAUCAACUUCUUCUCUUCCACCUAUUAUUUUUGAGGAUUUGGCUCUUCCAAACUCUUCAAAUAUUAUUUGUGGCUCAAACCAAGAAUCAUCAACAGUUGAGAGGGAAUUCUAUAAUCAUAUUGGCUCUAAUAUUACAACUACCUCAUUGCCACAACAACAACAAGAUGAUCAAGAUCAACAAGGAAAUCCGCCACACCUUCCGCCAAGAUUGACGCCACUGCCGAAGCAGCCGCAAAGUCAGCUCAACCAUAGCUUGAUGGCACCUCUUCCUGUUGGAUCUGAGCAGGAACAAGAUAGUGGACUUCAACUGGUGCACCUCCUUCUUGCAUGUGCAGAAGCAGUGGCAAAAGAAGAUUACAUGUUAGCAAGAAGAUAUCUUCAUCAUCUCAACAGAGUUGUAACUCCAAUUGGUGAUUCCAUGCAAAGAGUUGCUUCUUGUUUCACUGAAGCCUUAACUGCUCGUCUUGCUGCAACUCUCACUACCUCAAAACCCUCUUCUUCAAUCCCUCCAUUCCCUCAAAACUCCCUUGAAAUCCUCAAGAUUUAUCAAAUCGUUUAUCAAGCUUGCCCUUAUGUCAAAUUUGCUCAUUUCACCGCUAAUCAAGCCAUCUUUGAAGCUUUUGAAGCUGAAGAACGUGUCCAUGUCAUUGACCUUGAUAUUCUCCAAGGCUAUCAAUGGCCAGCCUUCAUGCAAGCCCUAGCAGCUCGCCCCGGAGGCUCCCCGUUCCUCCGAAUCACCGGUGUUGGCCCUGCCAUCGACGCCGUACGAGAAACCGGCCGUUGCUUAACCGAGCUUGCUCAUUCUCUCGACGUCCCUUUUGAAUUCCAUGCAAUUGGAGAACAACUUGAAGCCUUAAAGCCAAACAUGUUCAACCGUCGUGUCGGUGAGGCUCUAGCAGUUAAUGCCGUGAACCGUCUCCACCGUGUCCCCGGGAAGAGUCUUGGGAAUUUACUUGGAAUGAUCCGAGAUCAGGCUCCAAAUAUCGUAACCCUAGUUGAACAAGAAGCAAGCCAUAACGGACCGUACUUCUUGGGGAGGUUCCUCGAAGCUUUACACUAUUACUCCGCUAUUUUCGACUCACUCGAUGCAACAUUUCCACCGGACUCGGCACAGCGGGCGAAGGUUGAGCAGUAUAUAUUUGCACCGGAGAUAAGAAACAUCGUUGCUUGUGAAGGACCGGAGCGAAUCGAACGACAUGAGAGGCUCGAGAAAUGGAGGAAAUUAAUGGAAGCAAAGGGUUUUAAAGGAGUGGCAUUGAGUAGUAAUGCAGUGACACAGUCAAAAAUAUUGCUUGGUUUGUAUUCAUGUGAUGGAUAUAGGUUGACUGAGGACAAAGGAUGCUUGUUGUUGGGGUGGCAAGAUAGAGCUCUUAUUGCAGCUUCUGCAUGGAGAUGCUGA
Molecule: messenger RNA, 1998 nt
Organism: Benincasa hispida (wax gourd)
Lineage: Eukaryota; Viridiplantae; Streptophyta; Magnoliopsida; Cucurbitales; Cucurbitaceae
Product: GRAS family protein RAM1-like
Source: RefSeq, a predicted model, not a curated record